Molecule: messenger RNA, 2190 nt
Organism: Vitis riparia (riverbank grape)
Lineage: Eukaryota; Viridiplantae; Streptophyta; Magnoliopsida; Vitales; Vitaceae
Exons: 9
Coding region: 323-1918 (531 amino acids)
Source: RefSeq, a predicted model, not a curated record
GCGGUAUCACGUCCAAUGCCGUUGGGUUCCUAGGGUUUUCUCUCAUGUUCGCCUCUCAUGGAUUUCGCCAUGGAUUGUUUCCUCUGCCAGGUAAUAUGAUUUUCUUCUGAAUUGGAGUGGAUGCGCUGGAACCUCUGAUCGACCUCCUCCAACAACGGGUUUUAUCGAGCCGAGUUGGUCUCAGGUGAAGCUUCUAUGGAUUUAAUUGGAGUUAGGCAACCAUGUUAGAUGGUGAGGCGUCCACAUUUGAGGUAGAAGUAGAGUGGAGUAAGAAGUGAGAGAGAGUUGGGGAAACUGCAGUGAUCCCAUAUGAGAAACUCACAUGUUCAGAAACCACUUAUUCAGGGAGAAUCCUUGGAAUUUGGGAGAGCAAGCACUGGCGAAGCCAACAUCCCUCUCAUGCUCUUUGAAGCAGAGAUAUAUGGGUGGAAGAAGGGGGGAUGAAGGAGGGAAGAACAAGGGAGGGGAGAGAAAGGCAUCAAAGCGCCAACGUCUUGACGAAGGUCUAGCAUCCUCUAUCAGUACUCAGAUAACAAAGGGGCCUAUGGAGGUUGAGCCUCAUGAAAGUAAUGGGAGCACAGCUGGGAUAAAGGACAAUGGACUUCAUCUUUAUCCAGUUCCUCUUCAAGCAUCAGGCCAAGGUUUACCAUAUGCUCCUAUAGACUGGCCCUGUCCAGGUGAUGUAUGCAGAUGGAAGGUGGGGAGAAGAGUCACUGGUUCUGGCUAUCAUUUGGAUAGAUACUUGUAUCUUCCAAGCCGUUUCAGUAAAAAGAGUUUUUCAAGCAAGGUUGCCCUUGAACAACACGUCCGAAAGGAAUUCCCUGAUACAGAUAUUGAUAACUUUUUUAGGUCUUUCAGCUGGAGAGUUCUCUUUAAAAAGACAUCUUCUACAAAAGAUCAUGAAGAGGACUGUCCUAGAGAGGUAGCAGCACAAUCCAGGCCUGAUUCCCAGUUGGAAACUGGGGGUUGUAAGGCCGGAAAUAGAUUGUGCAGCAGUUUGGCACUAGCAGCAAGGAACACGCAUUUAGCAAUGAAUUGUGAUAUUUGCUGCACUGAACCUUCGUUCUGUCGAGAUUGUUCUUGUGUUCUGUGCUGCAAGAGUAUUGCCUCAAGCUAUAGUUUCAUUAAAUGUGAAGCACCAGUGAGUGAAGGUUAUAUAUGUGGUCAUGUUGCUCACAUGGACUGUGCUCUCCGAUCUUACCUGGCUGGGACAGUGGGAGGGAGUAUAGGGUUGGAUGCUGAGUACCAUUGCCGGCGUUGUGAUAUGAGGACAGAUCUGGUUUCACAUGUUGCAAGGCUUUUAAAGACCUGUGAAUCAGUUGAUUCUCGUGAUGAUAUUGAGAAGAUUCUAGGUGUUGGCAUUUGCAUCUUACGUGGCUCCCGCAAAGCAAGUGCAAAGAAGUUGCUGAAUCAAAUUGAAUUAGCCAUGACAAAGCUUAAAAGUGGGACUGCUGUUGAAGAUAUUUGGAAAGCGGAAGUUGACACCUUGGCUCUUCCAGCAGGAUCAUUUCAUGGAAAGGAUGCUCUUGAAGUUGCAAAUCCCCAAACCACUCCAGAUGUUCACAUAAUUUCCAACCAGGGGUCUGAAUCUCAAAGACUUGACGAUGAGAUUGAUAAAGUUCUCCAGGCACUGAGAAAAUCACAGGUCUCUGAAUACAAGAUUGCAGAGGAAAGGCUUUAUGCUCAAAAGAGUCAUCUUCUAACUCUGUACAAGCAGCUUGAAGAAGGCAGGUCCCAACUCUCAAGAGGCUUAUCAUCAGCUAGUACAUCUGCCUUACUUGAUGCUAUUGUUAACACAUCAGAUCGGAUAAGACAGGAGGUGAAGAAACUAAGAGACAUGGAAAAAGUGGCCAAGGGUUUUGGAAAAACUCCUAAAGGAAUACUAAAGGAACACUUUACUUUAGAAGUUGAAGAUUGAUGCCAACCCUUGAGCAACCAUGUUUGUUGGCAUUCGUUGGUUGUUUGUGUUAAAUGUUUGUAAAUAUAUUUGUUUUCUUCAUGCAUGGGACUGGUAAUUGGUAUGAGUUUCAAAUAACAGCCAUUUGUAGUCCGAGAGAUAUCAUACACAUGAGAACCUGUAGUUGAAUUUUGUUGUAAUUCACAGCCACCGGUAAAAAUUUUGGUUGAUAGAACUGGUCCUGUGGCAUCCUUAGCUUCGCUUAGCUUAGCUUAAUAUAUUUAUUUUAUACA